Chiloscyllium plagiosum (whitespotted bambooshark) is the source of this 3165-nucleotide messenger RNA. The record is from RefSeq and is a predicted model, not a curated record. NCBI's taxonomy places the organism in Eukaryota, Metazoa, Chordata, Chondrichthyes, Orectolobiformes, Hemiscylliidae.
GAACCGGGAAUCAAGUUUAUUUUUAUUAAUAUCUGACCCCGCAAGACGUUUUUUUUCAAAUUACUUAGUCUCCACCAACGCAUUUCGGUCCGUUAUGUCGCGUUGACAGUUGUUUUGGGAGAAUAUUAAGCGGUACCUUUUAAAGCGGGUUUUUAUUUUGUGGAGAUAUUGUACAUGUCGGUGAGGAUCAAUUCUCGGGAUCUUUCUGAAGUUGGAGUGAAGAAGGGGCCGGAGCGGGAACAUUCUGGAAGUUUCUGACUCACUGACUGGAAUUUUCUCUCCACAUGGAAGACGGUGAUGGUGCUGGCCGGUGGGACGGGCUGUGCAGCAGGGACGCCAACCUGCGGGAAGUCGCGCUGGACGGGGUCCGGCAGCUGGUGCUCAGCUUGUCCGAGAAGGCCGGCCCGACUAACGGCAAACCCCCGCCGCCCGCUCCGGGACACGGCCCGGCCGCCGCUGCAUUACGCCCCCUCAACGGCCUCGACCACCACCUGGUGCGGCUCCUGGUGCUCUCCCAAAGGUGUCCCUUCAGCGACGUGAGAGAUAAGUGCGGGGCCAUCCUUCAGGCGGUACAGGAAAUGGGAGUGAGAAUCCCCAGGCCUUUGGGUCAAGGACCAAGUGAAUUUAUCCCUGAGAAAGAAAUCAUCCAAUUAGGAAGAGAAGAUGCAGAGACACGCCUACUGUUCAUUGAAGCAUUUGCUACUUUGGGUCACCUGGACAACAUCACCUUGUUGAUGGGAUUCCAUCCACGGUACCUUGACAGUUUUCUCAAAACCCAACACUACUUGAUGCAAGUGGAUGGUCCAUUGCCAUAUCAUUAUCGACACUACAUUGCAAUAAUGGCUGCGGCUCGACACCAGUGUUCCUAUCUUGUAAAUAUCCACGUUAAUGACUUUCUGCAAGUUGGUGGGGAUCCUAAAUGGCUAGCAGGAUUAGAUUCUGCUCCUCUGAAGCUUCAAGUUUUAAGUGAAGUAAAUAAAAUUCUUGCUCAUAGACCAUGGCUUAUUACCAAAGAUCAUAUUGAGAAACUCCUAAAAGCUGAGGAGCAUGGCUGGUCAUUGGCUGAGUUGGUACAUGUGGUCGUACUACUCACACACUAUCAUUCUCUUGCAUCUUUCACAUAUGGCUGUGGUAUCAACCCUGAGAUACAUUGUGAUGGAGGCCAUACAUUCCGACUCCCUUCUGUUGGUAGUUGCUGUGUAUGUGACUUUACAAAUGGCAAUGAUGUUGUGGAAGACCUACUGAAUGGCCAAGAAGGAACCAAAGUAAGCUCAAAAAUGGGAACAGAGACCGUUUGUGAGGUAGAAACUCUGAUGAAGAAAAUGAAACAGCUGCAAGAAUGUAGAGAUGAAGAGGAAGCAAGUCAGGAGGAAAUGGCCACACGAUUUGAGAGGGAAAAAACAGAAAGUCUCUAUGUAGCACAAGCAGGUGAAGAAGCAGUGGAUACAAGGGAUGUUUCUCGCCGUUUUGAAGACCCAACCUACGGUUACAAAGAAUUUCCCAGACAGGGCGAGCAAAAUGUGCCCACAUUUCGAGCUCAGGAUUAUACUUGGGAAGAUCACGGGUACUCCCUUGUUAAUCGUCUUUAUCCAGAUGUUGGUCAGCUGUUGGAUGAAAAGUUUCAGAUCGUUUACAACCUGACUUAUAACACUAUGGCAAUGCAUAAAGAUGUUGAUACCUCAAUGCUCAGGCGAGCCAUCUGGAACUAUAUCCAUUGCAUGUUCGGAAUAAGAUAUGAUGAUUAUGAUUAUGGUGAAAUUAAUCAGCUAUUGGAUCGAAACUUUAAAGUUUAUAUAAAAACCGUAGUCUGCUGUCCCGCAAAGACUACAAAAAGAAUGUAUGACAGCUUCUGGAGGCAAUUCAAACACUCUGAGAAGAUUCAUGUGAAUUUGCUUCUUAUGGAAGCUCGAAUGCAGGCAGAACUUCUUUAUGCUUUGACAGCCAUUACACGAUAUCUAACAUGAAAAGCCUGCACUUUCAUAAGCAUCCAUUCUCAUUGAAGGAAUUGCCAGUCAUUUGAACCAAAGUAGGCAAAUUAUCCAUAAAUUCCAUUGUGCCAUAACACACAUCAUGAGAAAAGUGUUACUACUUGGUGCAUAGUGGCUUGCCUGUAACUCUGGACCUUUCACCAAAGGAGCAGAAUGGAAGACUGUGAAAAACCAAUGUGCAACCUGAGUAUUUGAUCAUCUGUGUGUGUUUUGACAACACAAAGUAAUUUCUAACACUUACAAUGAUUUGCAGCAAUGCAACAAGCUUAUAUGCUUUUGUCUUUUUAGACUAGGUUAUAAUGUGUGGUUGCUGUAGGUAACUGGAGUUGGAGUAUUUUUUUUAAAAAAAAUUGGGGUCUGGAAGAUUUGUAUCUCUAGGACCUUUUUCUAUACAUUGGAAGUUGUUGGUGCUGCUAUUCCUGUCAGUGGUUGCUGCAAUUGCUGGCUGGCCCUGUUGAGUUAAGACUAUCGAUCUGAAUACUGCAGCUACCUGAGCCUGUAUUGUGAACUCCAGUGAUGAGUCACAGUUUGAGAGACUGUACUGACAUUUAUAAUUGUUAGAAUUCUAACACAUCGCUGUAUAAUUUUUGAAAUAUGCAAGUAAUUCUAUAACUUGUAUUCUGCUGUAAACCUGCAGUGUGAUUCUUUUUACAUUUGUUUCAAAGAUUGAUGUAGUAGUGUUAGAUACAAUUCAGUUUUACCCAAAGUAUUGUCUUGAGACAAGAAAUGUAUUUUGAGUUUCUGUCUUCCUUGCAAAAUUUACACACUGUAAUGCUUUAUGAAUGUUUUGUAUUACAGUUAAUGUUUAUAACUAUUGCUAUUUGUGAGAGAAGGUUCCGUUACCUCUAGCACAGUAAAAGUUUUCUGUUACUAGUAGCUUUGUCCGGAAGCAUGAUUCUAGGUGACAGGACAAUAGUUUUUAGAAUUACAGCACAAAGACAUAAUUGUUUUUUUUAAUGUGAUAUUUUAACCAUCAACAGCUUAUCUAACAAAGCUGGAAAUGUUUUGUUUACUGAUGACCAGUACUUGAUUAAAAAUAUCAGCAUGAAGUCUUUUCUGUUUUCAUAGGUUUUUCAUCAACUUAGUGGUUGUAAUACAAAAUAUUAAACUUGUUUUUUUAAAAUAAAUGUCAGUAUUGACAUUUCAAAUGAAUGAAAUAAAAUUUGUUGCCAAUGUA